This is a messenger RNA of Sardina pilchardus (European sardine), 2719 nucleotides long. RefSeq names its product IgLON family member 5 (gene iglon5). The transcript is spliced from 8 exons. NCBI's taxonomy places the organism in Eukaryota, Metazoa, Chordata, Actinopteri, Clupeiformes, Clupeidae. The coding region runs from base 515 to 1519 and encodes 334 amino acids. The record is from RefSeq and is a predicted model, not a curated record.
UGCGUACUAUAGAAGAAUAAGAAAAAGAAGAAAAAAGACUAUACUAACGAGGAAAGCAACUAGAUGCACAGACUUUCUCCCAUAUCUGAGUAAGCUAUUUCGAAGGAAGUUGUUUUUCUGUGCUCUGGACGGCUUGUCUAUCUGUAGAAUUAUAAAUCACAUCAGACGUGCCGUGGGAAUACUUGUCUUUUUGUGUACCAGGAUUUCAGUGUCCUUUGGCAGUCCUUCAACGGGUUAGAAACACCAGCUGGCAGUAUUGAAGGUGUCUUCAUUUCCUCUCCAUCACUCCUUUUUUUUUGUGUGAGGGUCAUUAAGGGGUGAGAACAAGGGUAGAGAAGCAUCUCGUUGGAGACGGAUCUCAUGUGCUGGCUGGAUGCGCUUGUGAUUACCAACAUUUGUUGUUGAAAGAAAAGACAACACCAAUACAGCAGUUGCGAAUCGUUUUGAUUUCUGAAAGGACUACACUAGCCGCAAAUUUCGUCAAAGGGAAAGAAUACGCUGACUGAAGAUCAACAUGAGCUGCCUCAUCUUGCGAAAUGUUCUGGCUUGCGCCCUGCUUCUGAUCCUCUGGAGAGGACCCUUCACAGCCGUGGCGGUGGAGUACAGCCAGGUGCCUGACAACAUCACCGUUCUGGAAGGAGAGAACGUCACCCUGAGGUGUAAGAUUGAUAUGGAGGUAACCCAUAAAGCCUGGCUCAACCGCUCCAGCAUCCUCUUCACCGGCGACGACAAGUGGUCGCUGGACCCGCGCGUCUCACUGGUCAACAGCAACAGCAGCGACUUCACCAUCCAGAUCGAGAACGUGGCGGUGGCCGAUGAGGGCCUCUACCUGUGCAGCCUGCAGGCGCGCAACAAGCCCCGCGUGUCCCUCGUCUACCUCAUAGUGCAAGUGCCGGCCAGGAUCGUCAACAUCUCCCAGGACGUGUCUGUGAACGAGGGCGGCAACGUCAACCUCUACUGCCUGGCGGAGGGCCGUCCCGAACCCACCGUGACCUGGAAGACGGCCAAAUAUGGCCUGAUGAGCGAGGGCGAGUUCUUGGACAUCACCGAGAUCAAGCGGAACCAGGCCGAGGAGUUUGAGUGCAUCACCAGCAACGGCGUGCUCCAGCCGGACGCGCGGCGCGUCAAGGUCGUGGUCAACUAUCCUCCUACCAUCACAGAUGUGAAGCAUCUCAGUUCGGCUCAGCUGGGGAAGACCGCUCUCCUCCGCUGUGAGGCCAUGGCUGUGCCAACCGCCACCUUCGAGUGGUACAAGGAUGACCACAGACCUGUAGAAAGUGACAACACCCUCCGGAUCAAGAACGAGAAGACGCGUUCGCUGCUCCUCUUCACCAACGUGACGGAGAAGCACUACGGCAACUACACCUGCUUCGCCUCCAACCGCCUCGGAGCCUCCAACGCCAGCAUGCUACUACUGCGACCAGAGGCAGCGUACAACGGAGGCGUUUCAGACGGGAGUCGUGUGAAUGGCCUGGGCCUUUGGCUAGGCCUGUCCGCAUGUGUACUCCUGAAAGCCUAGAGCCUGUCUCGUCCCUCCCCCACUCCCCCUACCGACAAUGUGAGGAAAAAGAGAAGAGAAGACGAGGAUGAAGAUGAAGACGAAGGUGGUGAUGAUAACGAUGGCUAACAAGAAGAAGAAAAUGAUGAUGAUGACGACGACGAAGGAGUCUUUAAUUAUGAACCCAUCACUGUGAACAAAAAGAAUUAUGCAUUAAGUCCAGGAGCCAUCGCUGCAUCACACAGCAAAUCCAUCCUCUCCCUCCCUCUCUCUCUCUCUCUCGUUCUCUCUUUCUCUCUCUCUCUCCUUCUCUGUCUCCUUCUCUCUCUCUUUCUUCUCCUACAUCCUCCUUGUCUUCUCCUGUUCAGUCUGUUCCAUCUUCAGAUCAUCUUCAGCUUUUCACCAGGCUCUGUUAUGUGUUCAUGAUGAAGGUCAACCUGAUGUAAUGAUGAUAACAAUAACAACAGCAUCAAUAAUAAUAAUAAUAAUAAUAAUAAUAGUAAGCCCAGUCAGCUUCAGCUUAUUCACUUUACGUAUGUGCAUUAAGAUGAUUUUCCAUUGAAGCUGAUGUUAGUGUGAGGGCCAGGAUGGUGGUGAUGGUGAAGAUGAUGGUGAAGAUGAUAACAAUAAAACUAGACCAUGCGACCUUUUAAAUGACAGAUGUCGGAGGCCACUCAUCAGCAGAGCCUGGUGACCUUCUGCCCACUGCGCAGCAUGUAAAAUAUUUGGAUGGCGCCCCCUCUGGGCACUCUUGAUACUGCUGCUACGAAUGAUGUCAAUACACACACCGCAUUCAGCAUCCUAUUUCUCUCCAUCCAUGACCGACCGACCAUGGGACAGUGGCCAUCUUUAUGUUCCGCAUCUUCACGUCCAGUUCGCUCAUUCAUACCUCUCACCUCAUACACCUCUCUCCGCCUAUCAGAGUCGUCCCAGUGUAAAUAUGCAGCACAGAGGCCAAUGUCACAGUCCCCACAUUUGGCUUAUUUCUAAGGAAACAAAAAAAAAACCACACACACACACAAGCUACAAAAAAAAAAAAAAAUGUUACCCAUAAUCCAGUCUGUCUGAGUACCUCUUGACCAGGAGGAAGUGUCUUCAGUGUCGCCUACUUUGAGUGCAGCCAUUACCAUUCUCCUCUGUCUCGCUUGUGGAUAGCAUGUACCGGUUAGAGAUGUCCCCUUGUUGUGACCCCUCUCGUCCCCUGCCUCCCCCCCCAGGCCC